ACCACAGAGUACUCUGCCAAUGCUGAGAUGCAUACAGAUGCUGUCCAAAGUGUGCUAGAGAUGGGCUACAGUCAAGAUGUUAUACGGAAUGCUCUACGUGCGAUAAGAAAUAGAGAUGAUGGACGGACAUUAAGUACCAGAAUGUUGAUUGAGAAAAUCUUAGACUUAGAAGAUGAAGAAUCCGCCUCAGUCCAAGGGACACCAGAGAACCAGAUUAGCAUAAAUAAUUAUGGUUCAGCGUCAUCAAAAAGCGAUUGCAUUGAAUCAGUCGGUAUGUGCGAUAUGGCUCCAGCGAAAAAAUCAGACAGUGGACUAACGAAAUCAUUCAGAACUCAAACACCUUCACUUGAUAUUUCAUGUGAUGGAAUUGAUGAAACAUUGGAGCUGAACAACGAAAACCAAAGACUGAGAAACAUACUAUUUUGCCGCCAUUGCAAGAACAAAGUUCGUGAAGUUGUGUUUCUAAGUUGCCCAUGUCCACAUCUUUUGUUCUGCAAUGAUUGUUACUUAUUUUACGAUAUUUGUCCAGUGUGUAACACUCUAGUCAAAGCAUUGAUGAAUGUAAGGUGGUAACAAAUGUGGUAUAAAGGCGGGGUGGGGUAGUAAAAAAACUUAUUUUCUAUAAAUUCUAAGUCAAAUUCUUCGGUAAGAAAUAAAUGCGUAUUUUAAUGAGUACAUAUAAUGUGAACAAAUAUUUGCAGUAUGAAUUUUACAUAUUCUCCGAUGUUUGAAAAUUGCUUUAGAAGCAUAAUUGAACGCAUAAAAAAUAUACAAAAUUUCACCUAAGUGUGGUUACAACCUAAAUUACAGCAUACAGGAUCUUUAAAUCUGCCUUCUGUCCCAAAUGUGUGGGGAAAAACACUGCCAUUUACAAGACUCAUCUACGAACUAUAGGUAAUGGCAUGGAAACUGCACAGACUUAGUGUUUUUCAAUCAGAUAUGUUAUAUUAAUUUAUAUUAAUUGGUGUCAAAAUGCGGUUUUAAUUACAGAGUGUUAUUCUUCCUUGCAUAAAGUGACAGUGAAUUGACUUGUUUACAUUUUAAAUGUAAUGUGAUAAGUGUUUGCAGUAUAAACAGUUUGCGGCUAACAAGGCAUUCAAUUUCGUGAUAUGUUUAAAUUAACUUUUUUUUAAUUAUAACAUUUCUGUAGAUUGCAUACCAGAUAGAACAGCAAAGAUAAAAUAUUGUUGUUGAUUUUAAACAAAGGUUUUAUUAACUACCUUGCUGUAACAGACUGUUGAAAUUUAUGACCAUUAUUGUUUGCGAUGUUAUUUCAACUUACAUGAACUCGUUUGUUACAUAAUGAAAGAGUUGAAAUACUAUUGAUGAAGUCUAGGUUAAUAAACAAUGACUAAUCAAAUUUAACUACAGCAAUGUUACUUAAAAAUAUAUUCGUUACUGUUGUUAAAAUAAUGAUUAUUUGCUUGAAUGUUAUGUAUGCCUACACAAAAAUAUUCUGGAAGACGCCUCAGCGGGCGCCUUAUUAUAGAUUAUACAUUAUGUGUAUUGACUAUGUUGCAAACAUCUUUAUGAAUUCCAUUGUACGGUGUAUACAACAAAUUAUAAAAAUAUGCUGACGGUUUCUUGAUACUUUUUGGCAUAAUAACAAUGUUAACUUACUGAAAUCAUUAUUAUAGUAGCACGUUAAUAGUAUAAAUAGUAUAAAUCGAUGUUAACUUAAUCAGUUUCUGUACUGUAAAAUGAACAUGUUAUAUUGACAAAGUAGUAUCUUUUAUUGUUGUUUUUUAUACAUUUUGCGAGGAUCAUUCCAUAUUUGAACUUUUGUUUGCAAAGUGUUCAUUAUUAAGAUAAUAAUUUUCUAAAAAUAUAUUUUACUUAGGGGAUGCGUUGAUUGAAUGCCGCCCUUCCUUCUUGAUCUUGUUUUUCAUAUUGUAGAUUAUAUAUCUUACAAACAUUGGCUGAAGCGACCUUGUUUAUACUUAGGCAACAUUGAUUCUAUUUAUUGAAUGAUUUUCGUAAUGAACAUCAACUUGUUAACAAAUGUUUAUCAAAGUUAUCAAAUAAAAGGGUAUUACUUUUUAAUGUGUGUUUGUGUUUGGAUUAAGAGAUUAUUUACCCCUCAAUAUUCUUUGGACUUUAUUUUACAAAAGCUUUUUUAUUUGUUUGUGUUCUCUGAUAGUUUCCCUAAGUUACACAUAAGGUAUAUAGGUGAACCAUCUUUGUUUUGCGUUAUAACAAAAGUACAAAUAUUGUGAAGUAGCAGUAUGUAUUGAAGACAAAUAUAUCACCUUGUUUACAUGUUGCUUACCUUUUCACAAAUAUUAAACAUCUUAAUUUCCUACUAGUGAUCAGCAUCU
This is a messenger RNA of Ruditapes philippinarum (Manila clam), 2318 nucleotides long. Its product is annotated as E3 ubiquitin-protein ligase MYLIP-A-like. The transcript has 3 exons. Bases 28 to 573 code for a protein of 181 amino acids. The record is from RefSeq and is a predicted model, not a curated record. Lineage: Eukaryota; Metazoa; Mollusca; Bivalvia; Venerida; Veneridae.